Messenger RNA from Salarias fasciatus (jewelled blenny), 3639 nucleotides. Its product is annotated as histone-lysine N-methyltransferase 2C-like. Gene Ontology annotation, biological process: positive regulation of transcription by RNA polymerase II. The transcript is spliced from 14 exons. Gene Ontology annotation, molecular function: histone H3K4 methyltransferase activity; transcription coactivator activity. Gene Ontology annotation, cellular component: MLL3/4 complex. The record is from RefSeq and is a predicted model, not a curated record. Lineage: Eukaryota; Metazoa; Chordata; Actinopteri; Blenniiformes; Blenniidae. Bases 921 to 3635 code for a protein of 904 amino acids.
CACCCCGAGGGAAGUGGGGGUUUUAAAACAUCUGCCACGUUUGCGUGAACCGCCUUUGUGGACUCGCGGCGCCGAUCUGGAGAGGUUUGCGCGCCGAUAGUUGCGCUAGGAGGAGGUGGGUCUAGUUUUUGAGGAGCCUGGAGGGGGCUGCGCUGCGGUGCCACUUAUCAUUAGAUAUGGCCACCGUUACGGAGUACACAGAAGCGUCAUCUUCAACUUAAUUUUUUUGUGUGUCAUAUUCCGCCGCCGUUUGUCGCGGCCGCGGGGGUCGGCGUGGCCUGGCGUGGAUGCCGUUCUUCGGAGGGCUGCGGGUGGGUUCGUCUCCGUGCGCUCUGGAGGCGGUCGUUGCUGCGUGGCAGGCCGGCUCGGAGUCUCCUCACUGGCCGCUCGGUCCCGCAGCUUGUCGCAGCUGAAGAAAGCCCAAGCAGCCCCUCCGCGGGUCGGCUCCCGGCUCCCCUGCGCUCCCUCCUCCUCUUCCCGGAGGAGCCUCCUUUUGGAGACCGCUUCCUCCGCUUGCUUGGACCCCUUUCUGCUGCUCGGUUUGUUUAAUGAUAGAAUUGUUGGGUGGCUAACACCAACUAGCCGUGUUAACCCGAACUCGUGCGACGACAGCUGUCAUCGGAGAAAGGAAAGUGAUCCCCUCCUCUCCGCUAACGCGAGAGCCAGAGCAGCGGUUCCCGGCUGGAUUUACAUCGUCUGCGCCUCCGUCAAAUGGGCAAAGUUGGGAAUAAGAAAGCGACGCCGGAUUAUCGUGAUGUGCGCGGUGCGUUUCUGAGGACUGCUGCGGUGCUGCUUCACCGGAGAGAGGCUAGCUAGCUCCGCUAGCUGCGCUAGCUUAGCUGGGUGAUAAAAGUGCGACGUUUCAUCCCCCAGUCAUUUGGACAUGAAGAGGAUAAUACGCUACUCAUAGGGCUGGAAGAAUGUCAUCAGAGGAUAAUACUGUGGAACCCUCUGACCAGGGACCCUCGCCGCCCUCCAGCAGUGCAGGGGCCACGUCCACAGGAAGUCCUGCCCACGCUGACAAGCGACCACGUGGCAGGCCGCGUAAAGAUGCCGCCGCCGCUGCUUCCAUCUCGCCCCAGGCACCGCCCUUUUCCACGGCGAAGAACAGAAAGAAGGGGCGCACUAGAGGGAGGGUUGUCGUGGACGAGGAGGACAGCAUGGACGGGACGGAGAUGCCGGAGUCCGUAGACCCUCAGGAUGCAGAAACACAAAUGCAGCCGGUGGAGACGGUGGAAGUGGUGACCACUGAUGUGCCGGAGGAGGACCAGCCCUCUUCCCCUCUGGCCCAGAGUCCAGCAGGACCGUCUGUCCCAGCAAGUCGAGAAGUCAAAAGCAGCGAGCGUCUCUGUGCCUUCUGUUACUGCGGCGGCCGUAGCCUUCUGGGUCAGGGGGAACUGCACGCGUUCAGCGCCUCGCCCGAGCUCCUCGGACACCAGGGCGACGGCGAUCAAACCACUCAGCCAAAAACCACCGGAGAGACCAGCUCAGGACCGAAGGACAAGAGCAAGAAUGGGUCUGAGGGCUGCGAGGAGGAACCGGAUCCGGCCACUCGGUUCUGGGACGAGCUUUCUCAUGUCGGACUUCCACAAGAUCUCAACGUCCAGUCUCUCUUCGAGUCAGGGCAAUGCUGGGCACAUCAGAGUUGUGCCUUGUGGUCCGACGGCGUUUGUGAGGGCGAGGGACAAUCUCUGCUUAAUGUGGACAGAGCCAUUGACUCAGGGAGCACAAAGCACUGUGCAUACUGUAAGCGCCUUGGAGCAUCCAUAAAGUGCUGUGCUGAAGGAUGUGCUCAACUCUACCAUUACCCCUGUGCGGGGGCAGCUGGGACCUUUCAGGAUAUCAGGAGUCUCUCGCUCCUCUGCCCAGAACACAUCGAAUUGGCCAUUCUCAAAUUCGUGGACGAUGUGAACUGCGCGCUGUGCGACAGCCCCGGGGACCUCCUGGACCAGCUCUUCUGCACCAGUUGUGGUCUGCAUUACCACGGGAUGUGCCUGGACAUGGCUGUGACCCCUCUGAGGAGAGCGGGCUGGCAGUGCCCCGAGUGCAAAAUCUGCCAGACGUGCAAGAACCCGGGAGAGGACACCAAGAUGCUGGUGUGUGACAUGUGUGACAAAGGCUACCACACCUUCUGUCUGCAGCCCGCCAUGGAUGCUCUGCCCACCAACGGAUGGAGAUGUAAGAACUGCAGAGUGUGUGUCCAGUGUGGGACUCGAACCAGCGGCCAGUGGCACCACACCAGCCUGCUGUGUGAGAACUGCGUCCAGAACCAGGAUCCGGCUCUGAGCUGUCCUAUGUGUACCUGCAUCCUGGACCCGGAGCACCACAAAGACCUGCUGUUCUGUCAGACUUGUAAGAGAUGGCUACACCUGGAGUGCGAGCGUCAGAACUCAGGCCAAGCAGAAAUCCACCCCAGAGAGGACUAUGUUUGUUCCAACUGCAGGUCUCCUGCUGCAGAGCAGGCGCUGCAGGCAGAGGAUAUGGACACCGGCCCAGAGCUCAGCCCUCAGCCAGCCUCCAUGCACACAAACUCUGAGGCUGGCCUACAGCUGGCUCUAAAGCACACAGAUCUAGAACCUGGCACUCUGCUGCCUCCCGAAAUGCACAAUGACCCCGAACCGGAGUUACUCGCCGUUCCAUUGCACUCGGAUCCAGAGCCCGCUCAGGCCGCCGUCCAGGAGGAGAAGCUGGCCACGUCGGACCAGAAACCCGACGGGUCUCCGUUCCAGAAAGAAGCCUCGGCGGGUUCAGACGCGGUGGAGAUGCAGGUUACUGAAACAUGUGACAGCAGAAACGCAGCUGAAUUUGAACCAGAAACGCAGCCAGCAGUCCGAGCCGCACCCGGCUCUCCGGAGAGCCCCGCGUCCUCAGCGGCUCCUUUCCCGGAGCCGUUCCCAGCCCAGCCCCCGACGGAAGCACUACAGACGCAGGACGCCACAUCUCAAAUCAAACCAGCAGACAGCGAGGCCGGCCCCCAGCAGGGCACGGCCGCCCCUAGCACAAAGGAUCUUAUGGCCAUCAUCUCAACCACCAAAGAACCAAGUACUGCUUCAGUACCCUUCACGGACCAACCGACGGAAAGCCCGCUACCCCAGCCUUCCAGCGCGGACGUAGUCAGGGUCUCCUUCCUGGAAACGGCUCCGGCAGAACUUAACCAGGAGAGGACGGAGGGCAUUUUCCACAGGAACCUGGCGGAGACUGUUAAACCCUCGGCUGCUGGCACAUCGGAGGACAUGGACACGACACCGGAGACACAGCCAAACCUGUCGUUUUCCAGCUCGUCUUCAGAGGAGAAACCCCUCAAAACAUCUGUGGAGCGACUGGCCGAAAUGGUCUCCUCGUCUUCUUCUUCUUCGACUUCUUCUUCUUCUUCUUCUUCUUCCUACCCCUCCCCUCUGGCCCGGGCCCUACCGCCCAGAGAUCCGCCCCUGGCCCAGAUCCUGCCCUCGCUGAGCAGCAGCAGCAGCAGUGGCAGCAGCGUGGUGCCCACCACCACCCUCAUCCCGUUCACACCCAAGAUCGGCAUGGGGAAGCCCGCCAUCACCAAGAGGAAGUUUUCUCCUGGGAGGCCCCGAGUGAAGCAGGUACGAGUCCCGGUGUCACGCCACACGCCGCCACGCUGCUGUGAUCUCUGAUCUC